This is a messenger RNA of Pleurotus ostreatus (oyster mushroom), 3336 nucleotides long. RefSeq names its product mediator complex subunit (gene RGR1). Bases 1 to 3336 code for a protein of 1111 amino acids. Gene Ontology annotation, biological process: regulation of transcription by RNA polymerase II. Gene Ontology annotation, molecular function: transcription coregulator activity. Gene Ontology annotation, cellular component: mediator complex; core mediator complex. The transcript has 20 exons. The record is from RefSeq and is a predicted model, not a curated record. NCBI's taxonomy places the organism in Eukaryota, Fungi, Basidiomycota, Agaricomycetes, Agaricales, Pleurotaceae.
AUGAACAACGCUCCCAAGCAGGAAGAGCUUCCUGCAAUCAAUGGGGCUCACGCCAAUGGCGCACACGAGCCGUCACUCAUGGAGCUGGAAAGUGAACUACCACAGGUCAACGACGAAAUGGUGCCAUUGGGAGAACUUCUGUCGCGCGUGGUUCAGUCAAUAUAUGCAGAGCUUACUGAGAUGGCGGAAACGCUACCUAAUAUGUCGGAUGCAGCACGAAAACGCUUGUUGGCGGACUGGGUAGUGCGGACGAAGAAACAAGUGGUCAAACUCUAUGCGACGGCGAAGUGGGCGAGGGAUGCUGAUGUAGCUCAGAAAUGCAUGCAAAGGCAGUUUGAAGAUGCAAUUGGGUAUCUUGACACUCGAAACAAGAGUCUCAAUGCUGCAAGACUCGGAAACCAUGACUUGCUUACGUCUCUUGACGUACUUACCACUGGAUCAUACCGUCGACUCCCUUCGGCAAUCAAGAAAGCCUUCAUUCCUCCCCCUCCUUUGACAGACUUUGAAGUCAGAAAGACUUUGGUUGACAUAGAAGACGCAAUACGGUUCCGUUUGCGCACCCACGAAUUUAUUCCCGUUGAAAUGUCUGAACACCACGUUGCGGACGGUCGGGUAUACUUCACUGUACCCCACCUCUUCGAGACGUCGGUUUCUCUGGGAGGUGCUGAGAAAGACGACGGGUGGUUCUUCGUACAUGUAGAUUUUCUGAUCAAUAUUGGAGGGGAUCUCACUGGGAUGGAAGAAUUCCCCCGACAACCUUCGGGCAUCUUGAAGCGCCACAUUACGGACGAAGCUGAUAAGCGACUGGCUUACUAUCGUCCUCCCCCUCCCCCACCUGUCCCUUUCCCUCCAGGCUUUGAACCCCCCUCUGCCCCCCAACUACCAGAAGGUUUCGUCGAUGCGCCGCUAGUGCGACUCUUCAAUUUCCUCCAAAUGAUGUCCCUGUCCUAUCAACUCGAGAUAUUAUGGUACCAAGCUGAGAGGAUGCGUUCACUUGGUUGGGCGGAGUACCUUUCUGUUAAAAUGUCACCAGAUAGAAAGUCAUUUAUUGCGACUUACUGGAUACGCCCAGCCCGCACUGCACCCACCCGCGCCCAAGCUCGUCCCAUUCCAUUACAAGGAGGCACCUUGACAAUAUCUAUCGUACAAUCAAAAGGACCGCCGCAGGCAGGUGGCGGUCCCACACGAACCCCCAAGCAACGAGUGCUUGCUGAACUAGAGCAUCGACUGAAAUUGGGGGUAAAUCGGCCUUCGGAUGAAGUCGAGGGUCUGCAGUUUGAAGUCAAAUGGGAACCGACACCUUAUGUACUCGCUAUGAUGAUUCCUCCAGAGUUACUGGCUAUGGCCCCGGAGGAAUUGACGAUACACGCCGAUAGCCUUGACUUUGAGUCGCUUCUACGUAGGGUGAUUGAGAGACACACCAAGGCCAUAUUUACGGUUCAUCUAUACAACCUUGCUCGAAGCCAAAAAAGAACCGUGUUUUCUGCUCCAGGAGUGGUCACCAUGGUUUCUGAACCGGACUUCUCUGCCCUUCGCAUCCAUCUCUGCGCAAACGAGGAAGUGCUCAUCACCAUCGAUGCCCGUACUGGGCGAUUGAGUCUUCGUGAUUCAGCCGAUCUCGCAGCCGCAAGCAGAGGCAUUCACUUCAACACCAUCUCAGAUCUCAUCAACGAUAAUCCUCUCAUCUUGUAUGAAGCUUUGCUGAGGUUGCGGAUGAAUACUAUCAUCGACUUUACAGAGCAAAAGGCCAAAUACCUGGGGCUGCAGUGCUACCGCACUCGAAGCUUCCCGAAGGAAGCUAUUGCCCAGAAGUUUGGCUCAACACAUCCUCACGCUCUUUACAUCCAAUUGGCCAACUUCCCCGACUACUACCUUGUACUGGUGAUAGGGGAUGGAGGAUUUCGCUACGCAGUCAUCGCCGCCGAGUCCAUGCUCGAUCCGGAGAUUGGAUACCACACAUAUAAGAUUGCUCUCUUCCAGUGGUUAGAUGUUCAGGGCAUCUUACAAAGCAAUGCACCUCGACAAGAUGAUCCUGGGUCCCCUCGGGUCACUGACACAAACUCACUCCCAAGCGAUGAUGUUGCCCCUGCUGGGUUCAACAUCGAGACUAAGGCCUUGAGGGAGGUCUACUCUUAUUGCUGCGCACUCGUUGCUUGCAAGAAAGUACAAGAUCAACUGAAAGCCCGCAAUAUCGCAUGCACCCGCGUAAAUCCUGCUGGCGGGUCACCUUCUCCUGGGGUCAAUCAUAUUCAAUCAUCGCUUGCAAGAUAUGUCCCUGCUCUGUGUGUCCAGUCAAAGGACAUCUUGUCCGGUGCUCCUGCGGCCGAAGCCGCCAUGCCCAAUAUUCGCAUCAUCCCCCUGAACUGGUGGUCAGAGAAGCAAGUGCAGGUUGUGACAUGUGUGAAACUGAAGUAUGUGCAACAGCCUACGGGGAAGACCGCUGGCGCCUUAAGCGCAGUCAUACGACCGUCAAAACGCAUCAUAUACGACACGAAAGACGCCGUUGUCUCUUUUCUAUCAGAAGACGUCAAUACGUGUGUAGAUGAGUUCUUGGAAGAAUGGGCCCGGGUUUCGAAGAUGGUUGUGAUUGCUAGGGAGGUUGCCCAGAUGGCGAAAGACAAGAAGUGGGGAGGCGUCAAGUUGCUAUCAUUUGACUUGCAGACGGUGAAGUUCGCCUAUAUGGAUGACUACACUGUAUCGAUCACUUGCAUGGACCAACUUUCCCCGACUGGCGGCACUUUCGACCUUCGAUUCUCCAGGACCCACGCUGACGAUGCCAUGGAUGAGGGCGUAUCAUUCAAUCCCCACGAUGAUGCUGAACCAUUCCUGCGGACUAUCUUGAGACAGGGCCAUGGUCGACUCGCUCCUUCCCUGCAUCGUCUUGUCGGACUCUUGAGGGACACAUUGCCUAUUGUUGUUGCUCUUGAAGACAUUCGCCUUGAGAGCUUUAACGGUGGCGCUAGCUCGUCGAAAGCGCUAGUCGGUCUUGAUACUUUCGCUAAGGCUGCGGGGUGGUAUCGCAUUUUGUAUGGUGAUCUCAGACACGCACUCGACUUCCGGUUAAUGCAUGAUCAGAAAGUAGUCAUACUGGAUGGCUCUCAUUCCUUAUUCAGCAAAUCUUCCAGCGAGGACGACGCUAGCAAUCUCGGGCUGAAACCACUCCCCAAGCUUCGCGAGGCUAUAGGGGCAGCGGUGAAGGAAGUGCGAGCCACCGCAGCUCGAGGGAGGAUUGCCCCGAUCGACGUGGGCGUAGUGUGUGACUGUGCAGUGGUCCGACCUCUCGCAAAGGCGCUCCAUGCCCAGAUACUCCUCCGACUAAAUGAACUACCUAACUAA